AUCAUCUCCUUCCCUCAUGUUCCCGGAUUAAAACUUAUUAGACAAGGAUUAAAUCAUGAACAACAAAUGGGCUUAAUUGAAGCAUUAAUUCAGCAUGGUUAUUUUGCCUCAAAAGAUAGUAAUCAAGGCAUGAUAUUUGGUGAAUUACCUGAAUAUAUUCGGUGGUUAGAGCCUUGGGUUCUUCAAAAUUAUCCAGGUUUAUUUGAUAGCGAUAUUUUGAAUAGAAAACCAAUAUUUGAUCAAGCUAUUUUAAACAUGUAUAAAAAAGGUGAAGGUAUUGCAAGUCAUGUAGAUUUAUUAAGAUUUGAAGAUGGUAUAUUAAUUAUAUCUUUAUUAUCAUCUUGUGUCAUGACAAUGAAAAACUGUAAAGAGGAAGAGAUGAAAUACGAUAUCUUAUUGCGUCCUGGAGACAUUUUAGCACUAUCAAAAGAGGCAAGAUAUGACUGGGAACAUGGUAUUGAAGAAAGACUUUAUGAUGAAAUUGAGGGUGAAAUAAUUGAAAGAGGCACAAGAAUAAGCGUUACUUUAAGGAAAUUAAAACAAGCUCCUUAUAACACGGAAAAAACGGAAUUAAGUUUACCGAAAUGAUGAAAAAGUUCAAAUACUAUUUAAAACUCCGUUUUUUUAUUUUAUUUUUUCAAGUACAGCUGAAGAAAAUAGUUUGGGCUACACAAAAAAAUUUUGGGCCACAUCAAAAAAAAGAUGGGUCCACCAAUUUUGAAAAUGGGA
Messenger RNA from Cokeromyces recurvatus, 729 nucleotides. RefSeq lists its product as uncharacterized. The transcript is spliced from 3 exons. Gene Ontology annotation, cellular component: mitochondrial matrix. Bases 67 to 588 code for a protein of 173 amino acids. The record is from RefSeq and is a predicted model, not a curated record. Gene Ontology annotation, biological process: fatty acid metabolic process; DNA damage response. Lineage: Eukaryota; Fungi; Mucoromycota; Mucoromycetes; Mucorales; Mucoraceae.